Fulvia fulva is the source of this 2604-nucleotide messenger RNA. Its product is annotated as putative beta-glucosidase M. The coding region runs from base 1 to 2604 and encodes 867 amino acids. Gene Ontology annotation, molecular function: beta-glucosidase activity. NCBI's taxonomy places the organism in Eukaryota, Fungi, Ascomycota, Dothideomycetes, Mycosphaerellales, Mycosphaerellaceae. The record is from RefSeq and is a predicted model, not a curated record. Gene Ontology annotation, biological process: glucan catabolic process. The transcript has a single exon.
AUGACGCGCGGUUGGAUCGCCUGCGCUGUUGCAUUCGCCAUACAGACAGCCUAUGCACAAACAUCAACCACCAAUUGCUCAGCAGCCGCAGCAUCCAUCGAAGCAUCUCCAAUCGCCAGCAUCCUCCGGCCGAUAGGAUUUGUUCCAGAGAACCUUGUCGAUGCUGCAGCGGUAGUACUAGCCGGUAUUGCAAACACCAACCAACAAGAAAUUAUCGGCGCUCUCAAUCAGACCGGCAUCGAUCCCCGAAAGAGUUGCAACCCAUCCGGCUACUACGACUACGGCCAUUCACCUCCAGUAUACCCAUCACCCGAGGGAAGUGGAGAUGGCUUAUGGGCGAAUGCAUAUGCUCAAGCCAGAGCUCUGGUAUCGCAGAUGACGGACGAGGAGAAGAACGCCAUUGUGACCCCAGCGAACGAUACUCAAGGCUGUUCUGGAUUCACGGGAAAUGUCUCGAGGCUUAACUUUCCCGGUAUCUGUCUGAAUGAUGCAUCGAGUGGCGUCCGUCUGAGCGAUACUGCAAAGGUGAAUGGAUAUCCUGCUGGCCUGUCUGUUGGUGCUAGCUGGGACAAAGGCUUAGCUUGGUGGCGAGCGAAUUAUAUCGGCAAGGAGUUCAAGGCGAAGGGUGUCAAUGUUGCUCUGGGUCCUGUUGUAGGUCCGCUGGGACGUGUUGCGAAGGGCGGAAGAAAUUGGGAGGGAUUCUCCAAUGAUCCUUACCUCGCAGGCGCUUUGGUGGAGCCUACUGUGCAAGGGCUGCAACUGUCUGUGGUAUCCUGUGUCAAGCAUUACAUCGGGAAUGAGCAGGAGACGAAUCGCAACCCUUUCCUGCAGGGGUUUCUUCUACCUUCCGGCAUCAACCUCAACAACUCAGUAUCGUCGAAUAUCGAUGAUCGCACGAUGCAUGAACUCUACCUGUGGCCCUUUUACGAUGCUGUCAAAGCUGGCGUUGGGUCGGUAAUGUGCUCGUACCAGCGGAUCAAUAACAGCUAUGGAUGCCAGAACAGUGCAACUCUCAAUGGAUUGCUCAAGACAGAGCUUGGGUUCGGAGGCUUCGUAGUCUCGGACUGGUACGCUCAACACACCGGCAUUGCGAGCGCCGAUGCAGGAAUGGAUAUGGUCAUGCCAUCUGGCCUAUACUGGGGCAACAACCAGCUUGCCACGGCAGUCAACAACGGAUCCAUGAAUGCAACUCGCCUGGAUGAUAUGGCUACACGUAUCCUGGCCGCAUGGUAUAGAUUUGCGCCAUUCACUGCUCCCGGGAUCAAAGCCAACAAUGCGACGGACGCCCGAGAGGCUGCAGCUAACCAGAUCCUCCUCCAGUCUGCCGUCGAGGGUCAUGUAUUGGUGAAGAACGAGAACAGUGCGCUACCGCUGAAGCAGCCUGCUGCUUUGUCGCUCUUUGGAUGGGAUGCAAUCAGCGGGUCGAAUACCUCAGCAUCACAGCCGGAUCUGUACCCUGUGAGCCUGGCCAAUACACAACAGUACAUCAACGGCGAUCCGUUCGGAGGUCUGCAGUACCUCAUGUCUGCUGCGUCUUUUAUGCCAGCUGGAAGCUCUAUACCUGAGAUUGCGUUCAAUGGCACAAUCAUUAGUGGAGGUGGAUCUGGAGGAAUUGCUCCUGCGUCGAUGGUCUCGCCCUUCGAUGCGAUCAAGCGACAGACAGAUAUCGAUGGCACGAUCCUGUAUACCGACUUCGUAACGCAGGAUCCCGUGGUACAGGACAGCGACGCAUGCUUGGUGCUCAUUAACGCGCAGUCUGCCGAGACAGCUGAUCGCAGUAGAUUGGCUGAUGAAUACUCCGACACUCUGGUCACCAACGUUGCGUCGAAAUGCAGCAACACGAUUGUCGUCAUCCACAAUGCCGGCAUUCGUCUGGUAGACCGUUGGAUCGACCACUCAAACAUUACAGCAGCCAUCUAUGCACAUCUCCCAGGUCAAGCUUCCGGCGACGCACUUGUCGAGAUUCUAUAUGGCCGCCAAUCUCCCUCCGGCCGUCUCCCGUACACCGUAGCUAAGCAGGAAGCUGACUAUGGCACUCUACUGAAUGCGACCCUUCCCGAUGCGCAGAACCCUCAGUACUCGCAGUCGAACUUUACGGAAGGUGUUCACAUCGACUACCGAGAUUUUAUCAAGCGUGAUAUCGUCCCACGCUUUGCUUUUGGGUACGGCUUGACGUAUACCACGUUCACAUACUCGAACCUCAGCGUCGCGCUUAACGAUGCUGUCAACUGCUCUCUGGCCCCUCCGGACGCUGGGUCCAAGACGUCUGAGGGUGGCCUCGCGAGCUUAUAUGAUUAUGUUGCGGCUGCGAGCAUUACUGUGACCAACACUGGUGAUGUGGCCGCGGCAGAGGUGGCACAGCUGUAUCUAGGGAUCCCGAACAGCGGUGUCGCGAAAGCACUGAGAGGGUUCGAGAAGCAUUGGAUUCAGCCCGGUGGGUCUGCGAGUUAUAGCUUUCCGCUGAGGAGACGGGAUCUAAGUGUGUGGGAUACGGAGAGGCAGAUGUGGAUGAUGCAGGAAGGUGAGUAUAAGGUGUAUGUGGGGAAGAGUGUGUUGGAUAAUUGUUUGACGAGCAAGUUUAGCCUGCAGACCAGGGCUUUGUAA